Messenger RNA from Passer montanus (Eurasian tree sparrow), 1318 nucleotides. It is a transcript of the gene SPATA22, whose product is annotated as spermatogenesis associated 22. The coding region runs from base 1 to 1047 and encodes 348 amino acids. The record is from RefSeq and is a predicted model, not a curated record. Lineage: Eukaryota; Metazoa; Chordata; Aves; Passeriformes; Passeridae. The transcript is spliced from 8 exons. Gene Ontology annotation, biological process: regulation of meiotic cell cycle; meiotic DNA repair synthesis; gamete generation.
AUGAAAAGGAGUUUAGCUGACACCUCGACUCGCAGCACAGCAGGUUGUCUGCCUGUACCACUGUUCAAUCAGAAAAAAAGAACUAGACAGCCCCUGACUUCAAAUCCACUUAAAAAUGAACCAGAUACUGGUUCUGGGACUCGUAGUUAUGACUUCUCUCCCUCAUCAUUCGGCUGGGGAACUGCAAACCCAGAAGUGGAUGAACUGCAGAAAGCAGCAAACAGUGGCCAAGCAGAACAUCCGAUGGCUCCUUCCCUUAUGAAACCACCAAAUGCAUCAAAGUUUAAUUUAGCAAAUGCUGGAAAAAACGUGUCUGCCUGCAGGAACAGAAAUGAAUAUACUCCUCUAAGUAAAACAGCAAAUCCAAGAUCUGAUAAUGGAACUUCUCAGAAGUUUGAGAACUUUUCAAGCAGUUUGAAAACUGUCCAGCAGCAAAAACACCCUGACAGUCGUAACCCAUCCCAGCUCAUCAAAACAGACACAUCCAAAGGACAGUGGCCAGUGAAACCCAACACUGUGGCAAAAAGUCUGCAGGAUCGUAAUCCAGCAUAUAAAUUUAACUACAAUAAUCAGCAAAAUAAAAUGAAUGAAAACCAAUUUGGUUGUGUCCCAGAAGACAAAAGUCAGGAAAUUUCAUCAUCUCAAGCGAAAACUAAAAUAAAAAAGAAUUCUUUGCGAAUCCUGUCUGCAGUCAUUCAGAGUGUGAGGCACUGGAGCCAAUAUUCCUAUAAAACUGCACUGUUAUUUGAAGUUUUAGGCACACUGGAUUCUGCAGUCACACCUGGAGCAUAUGGGGCAAAGAACUUUCUUCUGAGAGAUGGAAAGGAGACCCUGCCCUGUGUGUUUUAUGAAAUUGACCGUGAGCUUCCACGACUCAUUAGAGGUCGAGUGCACAGGUGCAUGGGAACCUAUGAUGCAAAAAAGAACAUUUUCAAGUGUGUCUCUGUAAGACCAGCAACUGCUCAAGAACAGAACACUUUCCAAGACUUUGUUAAAAUUGCAGAUGCUGAGAUGACAGCAUAUGUAAAAACUAUGAAUGAAAUGUAAAAGUCAAAAUGGUUGUCCAAACCCCAGUUUUAACUAAUUGUUACCCAUAAAGGCUGCACAUGCUACAACAUUUACCCAAACUACCAGUGAAAAUCUGGUUAGACAUUUGAAAAUAUCACUGUGCUGUGUUAUCCAACAAAUGCUGUGUGGUGUUCAUUGGGUUCCCAUUUAUGUGUUACCUGAUUAAUGGUUUGUUUUUUAAAAAAUAAAUAGUCAGUAUAAUACCUGUAUAAAAUAACAACAGACCCUGAGGCUGUAGGAAGAUUCCCAA